Messenger RNA from Suillus clintonianus, 959 nucleotides. RefSeq lists its product as uncharacterized. The record is from RefSeq and is a predicted model, not a curated record. The coding region runs from base 207 to 863 and encodes 218 amino acids. NCBI's taxonomy places the organism in Eukaryota, Fungi, Basidiomycota, Agaricomycetes, Boletales, Suillaceae. The transcript has 5 exons.
AUGCCAUAUACUAAUCAUUGUACCUUUGGAGCGUCUCGUAUGACGACCCAUCUGUAUACAUCGCCCACCCAUUCGUUAACGUUUUACCUAGCCUAGCAUGUCCGAUCUGACGGUCAUAUUUUCACAUUUUCUGUUGUUUGGUCCGGAGCUUAAUAAUGCCAAACAACCCAAAUUGAUUCCGCUGUCGCCCUUCCGCAACAACUCUCAUGAGCGAGAGAAGACACGGAGAACGGAGAGAGCACCGCUCAAGGGAUUAUCACAGACGAAGUGGGGGAGACAGAGGAUGGAGCCGUUCGAAGUCGCCUGAGAGGCGCAGCUACCGUGACGACGGAGAGGGCAGAAAGUCUCGACACACUAAACGUUCAAGGUCCCGGAGUCCACACCGCUCACGCAGUCACAAGUAUCACGACGACACGAGAGACAGAGGAAAGGAUAAUCGUAACGAUCGAGACAAACACCACGAGCCUUCCGAGAGGCGUGGGCGAAUCAGAAGUCGUAGCGUCACCGCUGAACAUCGACGUCGAUCUCCUUCGCCUUCGACAAAUUCUGCUGUAUCGACAUCAUCUGAGGAACGUGAUGGCAGUAGUCAUCACAAGUUACGUGAAAGGUCACCAAGCCGCCGCUCUCGCUCUCGUUCAGGUAGUCGCGAUAUUCGCAAGUCCAAGUCGAAGCACAGAGAGAAAGACCGAGACAAGAAGCACAAGAAGCAUAGGGACCGGGAUAAGGCGAAUGACAGGGACAGGGAUGAGAGGCGCAGCGUCUUAACAGGCAAGAAGUUGAAAGUUCACAAGGAUGCUAGAGAUCUCGAGAUGGACGCGAAUAGGCAGAACCUGUUACAGUUCUUGAAUUCGACGUGCGAAUGAUAUGGCCAUGUACGUAGUUCUAUGAUGUACAUGUUCUGUAGCAAAGCCCUCUGCUACCUUACAGGUUUGUCAGAAUUGCACAUUGGAAAUAUUACA